Nicotiana tabacum (common tobacco) is the source of this 2893-nucleotide messenger RNA. RefSeq names its product protein ADP-ribosyltransferase PARP3-like. Gene Ontology annotation, cellular component: nucleolus. The record is from RefSeq and is a predicted model, not a curated record. Gene Ontology annotation, molecular function: NAD+ poly-ADP-ribosyltransferase activity; zinc ion binding. Lineage: Eukaryota; Viridiplantae; Streptophyta; Magnoliopsida; Solanales; Solanaceae. Gene Ontology annotation, biological process: protein poly-ADP-ribosylation; double-strand break repair.
AAUUGUAAAAUGAGUUAAAACUUCGAGAGUACCACUCCACUUCUGUUCUGAUUCUGUAUAUCAAGUGGAGUAGUACAAAGAAUUUCGAGAAAUCUUUGGAAUAUAUAUUUCUCUACCCAAUUUAGUAGUAUUCGUGUUGUUUUGACUCUUUCUUUUUCUAGUGGUGACCAAAGGAAAACACUAAAAUGAAGGUUCACGAGACCCGAUCUCAAGCGCACACAGCAAGUGAAAAGAGGAAGAUGACAAGGAAGCGGAAGGCAGAAACUAAGAGCCAAGAUUCUGCCUCACCAAAGAAGGCAAAAACAGAGGAAGAUAAUGGCCAAGAAGGUGAAGAAUCGAUGGUCGAUAUCAGAGUUGAGUUUGAGAAGUUUUGUAAGGCUAUAGCUGAGCAUCUUUCCAUCAAGCAAAUGCGCGAAAUUCUUGAAGCGAAUGGCCAAUAUUCUUCCUGUGACGAUGAUGCUGUUGUUCCUAGAUGUCAAGACAUAAUGUUCUACGGGCCACUGGACAACUGUCCCAUUUGUGGUGGCAUGUUGGAAUGCUCUGGCGACCGUUAUCACUGUGUUGGAGAUUAUAGUGAGUGGUCGAGUUGUAUUUACAGCACGAGGGAACCACUUCGAAGAGAAGACUCUCUUAGAUUCCCUAAAUCUGUUGAAAGUACUCCAGUCUCUGAUCUGAUCAAGAAACAUGGAGACCCGAAGAAGAACCGCCCGCCAAAGAAAUAUUCUGCCCCAGAGAAACCAUUUGAUGGGAUGAUGAUAUCUCUAGCCGGUUGUCUUACACGAACCCAUCAAUACUGGAAAUCGAAAAUCGAGAAAUAUGGUGGAAAAGUGAACAACUCUGUCAUUGGGGUGACUUGCUUGGUAGUUUCUCCAGCUGAGCGAGAUCGUGGGGGCUCAUCUAAAGUAGCUGAAGCUGUGGAGAGGAGUAUACCAGUUGUGAGGGAGGCUUGGUUGAGUGACAGUAUUGAAAAGGAACAAGCCCAGCCGUUAGAUGCAUACGACAUCGCCAGUGACAUUGCUGUAGAAGGUAGAGGUAUUCCACUUGAUAAGAUGGAUCCAAGUGAGGAGGCACUCGAAACCAUAACAGCUGAGCUAAAAGUUUUUGGAAAGAGAGGGGUGCACAAAGACACUAAGAUGCAGGAUGAAGGCGCAAGAAUAUUGGAGAAAGAUGGAUUAUUGUAUAAUUGUGCACUGUCUGUUUGCAACCAAAAGAACCAAAUCAAUAAUUUCUGCAUUAUGCAACUUAUCAUGUCGCCGGAGAAUUGUUUGCACAUGUACUGUAAAAAGGGCAGAAUUGGUGAUAGCAUAAGAGCAGAUGACAAGCUAGAGGAAUGGGAAGAUGUCGACGAUGCGAUUAAGGAGUUUGCUAGGCUCUUCCAAGAGCUAACUGGAAAUGAGUUCGAAUCCUGGGAAAGGGAAAAAAAGAUUCAGAAGAAACAUCACAAGUUUUUCCCUAUCGAUGUCGAUGAUGGGGUGGAGGUUAGGCAUGGAGCGCUCGGCCUAAGGCAACUCGGUUCUUCUGCUGCACAUAGUAAGCUUGACCCAAUGGUAGCAAAUUUCAUGAAAGUCCUUUGCAGUCAGGAGAUCUACAGGUAUGCUUUAAUGGAGCUGGGACAUGAUUCACCCGAAGUUCCCAUCGGAAUGCUUACUGAUCUUCAUUUGAAAAGAUGUGAAGAAACUCUAUUGUAUUUUGUGGAAAAAGUAAAAUCGGUGAAGGAAACAGGGCAGGAAGCAGAGGGUGUUUGGUAUGACUUCAGCCAAAGAUGGUUUACUCUCAUGCCAUCUAUAAGGCCUUUUACUUUCAGGGACUACACCGAUCUCGCCGAGCAUGCUGCAUCUGCCUAUGAAACUAUUCGGGACGUCAAUUUUGCGUCGCGCAUUAUUCAGGACAUGUCUGGCUCUACACUCGAUGAUCCUCUCUUCGAGCGUUACAAGAAACUCGGCUGUAUUGUUUCUCCUUUAGAGAAAGAGUCAGAUGACUACAAAAUGAUAGUGAACUACGUCGAGAAAACUUACGAACCGAUCAGCGUCGGAGAAAUGAGCUAUGGGGUAUCAGUUGAGAAUAUAUUUGCUGUUGAAGUUAGUUCUUGCCCUUCCCUUGAUGACAUCAAGAAAUUACCAAACAAAGUUCUUCUCUGGUGUGGUACAAGGAGUUCAAAUCUUUUGAGGCACUUGCAGAAAGGUUUCUUACCUUCAGUUUGUUCACUUCCUGUAUCAGGAUACAUGUUCGGAAGAGCCGUUGUUUGUUCGGAUGCUGCAGCAGAAGCUGCCAGAUAUGGUUUCACAGCUAUAGACAGACCAGAAGGUUUCUUGGUAUUAGCUGUUGCUUCACUAGGAGAAGAAGUUAAGGAAUUCUCUAAUCCUCCAGAGGAUACUAAAGCACUGGAAGAAAAGAAAAUUGGAGUAAAAGGACUUGGAAGGAAGAAAACUGAUGAGAAAGAGCAUUUUGUUUGGAAGGAUGAUAUUAAAGUACCUUGUGGUAGGCUGAUUCCAUCAGAACACAAGGAUAGUGUCCUCGAGUACAACGAAUAUGCCGUCUAUGAUCCACAGCAGGUGAGCAUAAAGUACUUGGUGGCGGUGAAAUUCGACAAGCAAGGUGUAGUAUAUGAUACAUCUGAAGCAUAGCAAUGAAGGAAAAUGGAGCAGGGAAUUGUUGUACAUCCAUAUUUUGCCUAUUCUCCUGUAUUCGCUACGGACUUUGGGAGUAGUUUGUUUUGCUGUAGUUAAGAAGGCAAUCACUGUGUUUUGUGUAUGUUGUUCAUACUUUUCUUAUGUGGUAGAUGUUGAUCUUCUGCUCUUUUUUGUUACUUCAGCCAAGUAUGAUCUCUGUUGUAAUGUUACUAUGUCUGAACAUUAUUUUUCUCCUUUGCUUUGAAGUUCCUGUUCAUAUGUUA